AUGCCUUUUGGCUUGAAGAAUGCUGGGGCUACUUACCAGAGGCUGAUAGAUAAAACCUUCCAACACCAGAUCGGGAGAAAUGUUGAAGCUUAUGUGGAUGACAUAGUCAUCAAAAGCCAUGAGGAGAAUGCCAUGAUAACUGAUAUCCAAGAAACUUUCAAUACAUUAAGGGGAAUAAAUAUGAAGCUUAAUCCUUCCAAGUGCAGCUUUGGAAUGGAAAAAGGUAAAUUCUUGGGUCACAUAGUGACUGUAAGAGGAAUAAAAGCUAACCCAAAAAAGAUUGAAGCAGUUGUAGAUAUGCCUUCCCCGAAAACAAAGAAGCAAGGAUGCUUAAGGAAACAAGAUUUUUCUUGGACAGAGGAAGCUGAAAAGGCAUUUCAAGACAUGAAGAAAUUUUUGGCUGACCUACCAACACUUACUACUCCUAUACCCGAGGAAACACUCACUCUUUACUUGGGUGCCUCCAAAGAAUGUGUAAGAGCUGUGUUGUUGGCAGAAAGAGGAAGUUCUCAGAUGCCCAUAUACUUCGUCAGUCGAGCAUUGAAAGACAAGCCCAUCAAGCAAGUCCUAUCAAAGCCUGAGGUGUCUGGCAGGCUAGCUAAGUGGGCAAUUGAACUUGGAGAACAUGAAAUAACAUUUCAAUCAAGAAAUGCAAAGAAAGGCCAAAUUUUGGCGGAUUUUCUAGCAGAAGUUGACGGGGAGGAGGAAGAAGUAAGCAAGGUGGAAGAAAACCCACCAUGGACUCUUUUUACAGAUGGAGCCUCAAGUGUUGGAGGAUCAGGAGCAGGUCUUAUCCUCAUUGACCCAGAAAAGAAGGAAUACACUUAUGCCCUUCGUUUUGACUUCCUAGCCUCAAAUAAUAAAGCUAAAUAUGAGGCCCUUCUAGCUGGUUUAAGAAUAGCAAGGAAAAUGGGGGUGGAAAAAAUCCAUGCCUACGUGGACUCCCAGUUAGUAGCAAACCAAAUAAAAGGAGCAUUUGAAGCAAGUCAAAAGACUAUGCAGCUUUAUUUGGAGGAAGCCAGAAAGAUUAUUUUUGAAUUCAAGAAAUUCAAUAUAGAACAGGUUCCUAGAAGCCAGAACAAGAAGGCAGACGCCUUAAGUAAGCUGACAUCUUUAACCUUUGCCCAUCUUACAAAGGAGGUGUUAGUGGAGGUGCUGGAAGAAAAAUCAAUAGUGCCAAAAAAGGAAGUCUCUCAAACUGAAGAAGCUGAAUGUUGGAUGACUCCAUUGUAUAACUUCAUCAAAGAUGGAACCCUCCCUGAAGAUAAAGAAAGUGCGAGGAAAACAAGGAUGAAAGCACCCAUGUAUCUGAUAAUGGAAGGAUCUUUGUUCAGAAAAUCCUUCCUUGGUCCCCAUCUUCGUUGUGUAGGUCCCUUGCAAGCGAAGGAGCUCAUCCAAGAAGUGCAUGGUGGAACAUGUGGCAUCCAUGCUGGACCAAGAUCAUGA
Molecule: messenger RNA, 1446 nt
Organism: Erigeron canadensis
Lineage: Eukaryota; Viridiplantae; Streptophyta; Magnoliopsida; Asterales; Asteraceae
Exons: 3
Coding region: 1-1446 (481 amino acids)
Molecular function (GO): RNA-DNA hybrid ribonuclease activity; nucleic acid binding
Source: RefSeq, a predicted model, not a curated record